AUGUCGCUUCCAACCCCCGUCCUCAACCAAGCGCAUUGUAUCGUAUCGGCCGUAGAGGCAGGAAUUGUCAAGCUCCCCACCGAACGGUUCAUUCACGAUGGAAAACCAGGUGAAUUCGUUGUCGCCCCCUCCCUUUCAUUCCUUUUGCGUCAUUCCGUUACUGGCCAUAAGUUCGUCUUCGACUUGGGGAUUCGCAAGGACUGGACAAACUACCCGCCGCCUACCGUCCGCAAACUCAAGGCUGACUUUCGUCUUAAAGUUGAGCAGGAUGUUUCGGAAUCGCUUGUGAAGGGUGGGCUUUCGCCUUCAGAAGUGGAUGUUGUUUGUCUUUCGCACCUUCAUUACGACCAUAUUGGAGACACGAGUCGAUUCACCAACAGCACAUUCCUAGUAGGAGGAGAAGCAGUGACACUCGUUACACCUGGAUAUCCCGCUGACCCAAAGUGUUUAUACGCAAGCGAUCUUCUACCCGCUGGGCGUACUCGAUUCUUGGAUAUGCAGGACCAACCUCCCUUGGGUCCUUUUCCCCGCGCGGUCGACUUCUAUCGAGAUGGAAGUCUUUACAUCGUGGACGCGCCAGGACAUUCGCCCGGUCAUAUUAACCUCGUUGUUCGUACCUCUCCCGAUGGCGGUUGGCUGCUCCUAGCUGGAGACAGUGCUCAUCAUUGGAGACUGAUAACUGGCGAGUCCAGGAUUGCAGAAGGUCCCGUUGGGUUUACUGGAACCUGUGCGCACUCGGAUAAGAAAGCGGCAGAAGAACAUUUGGAGCGGAUACGAGCGUUCAUGCGUUUCCCAAAGACGAUGGUUCUGUUGGCGCACGAUGAGCCGUGGUACAAGGAGAACAAGGAUGGACCAGCUUUUUGGCCGGGACAAAUUCCAUCCAAGUGA
Molecule: messenger RNA, 888 nt
Organism: Marasmius oreades (fairy-ring Marasmius)
Lineage: Eukaryota; Fungi; Basidiomycota; Agaricomycetes; Agaricales; Marasmiaceae
Exons: 2
Coding region: 1-888 (295 amino acids)
Source: RefSeq, a predicted model, not a curated record